AUGUAUGGGAAUUGUUCAAGAGUCAGUACAUGUGAUAUUUUCAUUUACUCUUCAAUGCUUCUUAUGGGUUAUGAAGAAGAACAGACGAGGAUAGAAAAAGCUUUUCAAUGUACAUUUGUUGCUGCUCCAAGCGGUAUGUUUACAACGCCCUAUGAUCUAGUGAUUAACACAUUUUACUUAAUUAUGGCACACAUAGUCAGAAUUAUCGACAUGUUGAAUAUUCAAAUCAAUGUAACACUUUCCGAAUGA
Clunio marinus is the source of this 249-nucleotide messenger RNA. Lineage: Eukaryota; Metazoa; Arthropoda; Insecta; Diptera; Chironomidae. The record is from the annotation of a GenBank genome assembly.